This is a messenger RNA of Sycon ciliatum, 1797 nucleotides long. RefSeq lists its product as uncharacterized. The record is from RefSeq and is a predicted model, not a curated record. The coding region runs from base 549 to 1280 and encodes 243 amino acids. NCBI's taxonomy places the organism in Eukaryota, Metazoa, Porifera, Calcarea, Leucosolenida, Sycettidae. The transcript is spliced from 3 exons.
UCGCCACUGGCACACUUCGUUUUUGGUUCCAUACAGUCAAGGAACGUCUGCUCUCUAUGCUGCACUGACGAGCCAGAACAGGACGACACAGUUGCUGUCCGCAGGCACAAGCAUGUGUGGAAUUGCAGAUGGUGGAGCGCGCAUCUGCAAUGGUCACUGAUGCCUCGAUUCUCGUGUGCCUGUAGGCAGCUAGGCGUCCUGUUCGGAUAGGGUGACGCGAGGAGACAGAGCCAUUCAUUCCAACGCCCGUCCCCCAUGCGAAUGUGCUCGCUAGAUCAGAUGUCUCUGGUCCUGGGAUCUCGAAUAAGCGGAAUGCUGGCACCUUGGGCACUGUCAAUUUGAACUGGAUUCAGCAAUCAGGGUCAAUUUGAACUUGAUUCGGAUUAAUCCCCCGGUGGGAUUAGAAACAGACUCUAGAGCGCUACGCUGCCAAUCCAGAAUCAUUUCCAUGUUCUGGCUGAAUGGAAUGGAUGGCUGGCACACUCUCUCCCUGUUUCUUUCUGGUUGGACAAGUUAUCUCUAGAGGCUUAGGCGGGUAGGCAAGACCUAUGCGUCCAGGUCUACUGCAUAUUCUACUCGGCUGUGUCCUCUUUCUCCUAGACCCUGGUUCAGCGUUGGGCUUGUUCGAUAGCUUGGAUAGUGCGGGGGCUGCUGCGCCUACGGACAGCUUCAGGUUUGCCUUCCCUACAUCCUCACCCACCCGUGGGCUAGCUGAGGGCGCUACGAGUACGAGUGAACCCAGCAGCUACUAUACUUCGAGCAGCUAUGGCACACGGCCACCGAUCACAGCAAACAGCACAGGACAUCCUGCAUCACCUGCCUCUAAAGAAUCACCGUUAUCAAGCGUCGCAACGACAUCAAGUACUGUAUCCACUGAGCUAGCAUCUAGUCCCGCAUCCAGCCAUGCGCAAAAUCAAUCCACGGUCAGCUCCACGCAACUCCGAGAAACAGUUACCUCUACAAAUGGAGAGCCUACUCCCGCCACUGUUAUGAGUAGAUCUACGACGGCUAUUGUUGCGACUGCUAAGCGGCGGAAAGCACGCCGACGGAAGAAUUCGUGCGGAAGCGGGGACAAGUCAAGGCCAGCAUAUUACGGGAGUGCUUCAAUGUCAAGAAGUCGGGCCCACACGGCUGCCGUGCCACGGGCCAGCAGCGGAGCUGUCGUGUGGAACUUCCAACAACGUCUCCGUGGCCUAUUGCCCCUCUGCUGUACAGCCAUAACCCUGGAAGGCCACUGCCCCGGCGCACGGGUGGCUAUAGAUCCAUGCCAGUGUGCAUAGGGCGAGUAUGCAAUUCGAGGCGCAGUCGGACAUCCGAGCUGCCAAGGACCUCAGAGCCGUGCCAAUGCCUGGUCUGUUGUAAUGGCAAACUUGUCUGGCAACAGUUCCGUUGAUAUUUCACUUACUGCAGUGCAUUUUUAUAUUUUGGUUGAGAGCAGACCAUCGUAUGUUUGAAGGUGCAGGAAGGCACACUAUAACAUCCACUGAGUACUGGGAUCUUGAUGUUGUUUAUAUUAACCCAACGUUGAAGCACCCCUCCCCCCCCCCCUCGAAUGAUUUUACUUGUAUGCAGCCAUGAAGCCGUUGAGUGAGAACUUUUGACUUUUGUUUUGUUUUACAACCAUGUGAUAUUCACAGUCCUAAAGAAUCCAAGUGCCUUUUUCACAUGUUCUGCCGUAAUUUUCGCACCCCUCACAACAGAUUAUAAUAAUUAUAAUUAUGUUGGAAUAGCCUCACUUAGAUUGUUGUCUCCUAGAAACCGUUUCUUACACUGAGCAUUGACGUAUUCUAGCAAAGA